Polyodon spathula (Mississippi paddlefish) is the source of this 3725-nucleotide messenger RNA. RefSeq names its product DnaJ heat shock protein family (Hsp40) member B2 (gene dnajb2). The transcript has 10 exons. The record is from RefSeq and is a predicted model, not a curated record. Bases 313 to 1155 code for a protein of 280 amino acids. Gene Ontology annotation, molecular function: Hsp70 protein binding. Lineage: Eukaryota; Metazoa; Chordata; Actinopteri; Acipenseriformes; Polyodontidae.
GGUGUGGCUGCAAGGACAUAGCGCUACUACUAGCUGGGACUGGAAUGCAACAGCGAAUGAGACGGCGAGCAGACACAGUUAAAGACAGGCAUAGAUUAUUUUAAGGUGUAGUGUGCCAAGCCUGGACUGGAGAGCAGACAGACUCAGCAAGACAUCUGAACGACCAGUUUACCAAACAUUAAGAGUAUAUAUAAUUGGACAACACCGAUAGAAAAUUCCAGAUAACUUUAUCCACUUCAGUAGCGCUCAGGACAAGCUGGUGACAAUAAAGCAGCAGAGACGAUCUAGAAAUUGAAGUCUGCUGUUAACAACAUGGUGGAUUACUAUGACAUUUUGGGGGUCCCACGCAAUGCAUCUCAAGACGAUAUCAAAAAGGCAUACCGAAAGCAGGCAUUGCGGUGGCACCCUGACAAGAACCCAGACAACAAGGAGCAUGCAGAAAAGAAAUUCAAGGAGAUAGCAGAAGCUUAUGAAGUGCUGGCAGACAAGAACAAGAGGGAUGUUUAUGACAGAUAUGGAAAGGACGGACUCACAGGACAAACUAGUGGACCCAGCUCUGCAGACUUCCCUGGGUUCACCUUUACAUUCCGCAGUCCAGAGGAAGUCUUCAGAGAGUUUUUCGGGGGUCAGGAUCCGUUUGCAGAUUUCUUUGAUGAUUUCGCCCCCUUCUCUGAUAUGCACAGAAGCACUAGAGGAUCACGACCUGGACCCCGGAGCUUCUUCUCCUUCCCAGGAGCAGACUUUACUUCAUUCUCCUCAAUGGGUGGGUCUGGUAUGGGACAUUUCCGGUCUGUGUCCACGUCCACCAGGAUUGUCAACGGAAAGCAAAUCACAACAAAAAAGGUCGUCGAGAAUGGUCAAGAAAGAAUUGAGGUCGAGGAGGAUGGGCAGCUAAAAUCCAUCAGAAUAAACGGUGUGGAGGAUGAGAUAGCUCUGGCGCUGGAGCUCAGUCAGCGAGAAGUGCAGCAGCCAAUCCUCCAGAGCCAGCACCCCUUCUCCCGUGGGGCGCCCACACAAAGGUCCUUCAGCAGCACCCCCUUCAGCCACUGGAACAACAGUUGGGAUGAGGAUGGGGAGGACGAAGACCUGCAGCUAGCCAUAGCCAACAGCUUCUCUGCCAUGGAGGGAGCCGGCCCGCACGGAGCAGCAAAGUGAGGAAUCUUGUGUCAGGGAGAAUUGAGCGCCUGAAGAAACUAUUGCAGGAAUAACAAAAUAAAAAGAAAUUGAGAGAAAAUUGCAGUGUAUUAAUUGCAUUUUUAAAUGGAAGCAAAAAAUGGUAAUACCGUUUAGUACAGUAAGAGACACAUUUUAACAUCCCAGUUAUAUUUGUUCUGACUAAUUGUUCAUAGGCUGUAGUGUAUUUAAUUAUAACUUUAAGUGUAGCAGCAUGGGGGCUUUAGAAAGUGCCAAACAAUUAAAACUGUGAUAAUUGCAAAAAUGUUAUGCUAAAACCUAGGAAAUAGUCUGACAUGUCUAUAACUAUAUUUUAGUUUGUUUUUGGUACUUUGUAAAAGACGGUACUGGGACCAUUUUUUGUUAAAAUAACAGUAUGCAAGCAUGACAUUUGACUUGAAUAGAUUGAUGUUCAUAUGAGUCGAAGAGUGUUGCCUUGGGUGUGAAUGUAUUGCAUUGACACAGAUUCAAAAUCUGUAUUUAUUGCUGGGUUCUCAGAGUUUCUGAAAUCUGUAUUAACUUAAUUGCUGGGUUCUUAGUUUCUUGUUUAGCUGUAAUGAAGUGUGCUGCUGUUGGAGGUAGGGAGAGGGCUCACAUAUGUUCUUCAAGCAUGAAAGGCCCCUUUCUGUUCUGGAAAGUCCUCUAGAUUUCUCCCGGUGGGUCUGCCCAAUCCACGGAGGUAAAUCCUGGUGCCAGUUGAGACAAAAACAAACUAAAUGCUACAGAGGUUUUACCUAACUGGGCUGGCAAUGCUGGCUACCCCUCAAUAUUAACUAAACAGCCUUAUAUUGUACAUCUGGGCUUUCAUUCCUUCCAUUUGGAGGUACCAUUCCUGAAAUGUGCCAUGUUUUCAACCAUGUUGUAUAUUUUUAUAGUUCUAAUUGUAGAAAGAGAACAGAAAACAAUACUGUAAAAUGAUACAUAUCAGUUACAAAAAUGAUGUCCAAGUAGUAGCAGAAGUGCACUAUAUAUAUAUAUAUAUAUAUAUAUAUAUAUAUAUAUAUAUAUAUAUAUAUAUAUAUAUAUAUAUAUAUAUAUAUAUAUAUAUAAGGCUUAUUUUGUACCACAAUUGGGUAGGCACAGUACACCCAAGCUUCACAAAUUCAUAGAGCUUACAUUUAUUUUAUUACCCCUAUGGAUUCGCUGUUAUGCGAAUGGUAUUCCUGACACAUAUUUUAUCAUUAAAAGCUGCAAGUCUGACUUAUUGAGGGCUGAUAGUUGUGGCUCCUUGAGCAAUAUGAGGUGGUAAUCGCUGAGUAAUGAUCACUUGUCCCAAUUUAAACACUUUACAGACUCCUGACUUCCAAAGCUGACCCUACAGCAUAUUAACAGUUACAGCACAGUUUAGCCUAUUUUUGCCUGACCCAAGUAGUUUUGUUUUUUUUUUUUUUUUUUUUUUUUUACUUAAAUGUACACUGGCAUAAGAAACCACUUCUUACUAUCCCCUUACUUCUGCAGUCAACCAUAAUGCUCAGUAUCAUAAACUGUGCUGCAGCUGCGCCAGUCAGAAUAAUAAACCACAGCCCUUCAACCCGUCUGUGGAUAUAGCUAAUGACAUCAUUUAAUCUUACCUGCUAUGUACGUCCAUACGUAUGUUUUCUAUGUAUUUCAUUUUGUAUGUGGUACUAGGCUAAAGAAUGUUCUCAAUGUGCAUGCAUUACACUCAGGUGGUGUUACUGUGUCAACUUCCAAAGCUUUCAUGUCAUCAGUGACUUUUGGGGUCAAGCAUGUCAUUGUUUACACUUUCCAGGAACUAAGUACCUUGAAGUAAUGAUGGCAUCAGAACAUUAUUUAACAGUGAACUAGAUUUCAAAUGAUAAUACAUCUCUGCUAAACAGUGCGGCUUUUAAUACCUGCUCAUUUAGUUCUUACCUGUAUUUGUCAGAUGUUUCAGCAGAAAGCUCUGUUUCCAACUGAUUUAAGACAAAUUUAUAUUCAACCAAUUUAUAGCAAUCCAUGAUCAGCAGAGGCAGAAAAUAGAGAGAUGCUGGUUCCUUUAACAAAUCCCCUCUAUUUCUGUAGAUGCUAUAUCAGCACCCAUACAAAGACCACAGCUCUGUCAGUUUCACAGGAACCAUGGCAACCAGAACAACACACACCCAUAAUGACAGCAACAUGCCCUAACUCAGUUUUACAGAUGUGUGUGUUGUACAAAGUUAACAAGGAAAAUAAUAAUAACAGUAAUAAUUAUGGUAAUGGAGGGAAUAUCAAAACAACUGGAAUUGUGUUUAUAAAACAAUUUGCAACAGUGGGACGCAGAAGCUGUAACGAUUGUGUGUGUAUGCGUGUAGAGGUUGCAUGUUGUGUGUGUAGGGGAAUUGAAUUGAUGUGUAGACAGGGCUUUGAGUAAGGGGGGGGGGGGUAUAAGGGGGGAGACCAGAGUGUGAGCGAAGGUUGUGUUUAGGGGAGAGAGAGAAAAAAUGUUAGGGUAAGAAAAGACAAAUACCAUUAAUCAUUUCAGUUUCAUUUUCGACUCCCAGUUCCCUUCCCUUAUUUUAUGAUUUUAUUUUAUUAUUUCUGUCAAAAAUAAACUGCUUGAGCCUUCAACUCAA